AGAGAGAGAGAGAGGGAGAGAGAGAGAGACAGACAGCAAGGGUGAGGGGGGAAAAAAGAGACUUAACUGCAACAAAACUGUGACCUGACCAGAUUUUCAUGUCCAGAAUAUACAAAUUUUACAGUGACCUGCUGAAGAACCAACCAGGAAUACGUUACUGAGGUGCAUGUCAGUUCAGACAGCAGACUAGGAUCUUGGCGCCUAAAGGGUAAGUGAGGGACAGAGAGGACACAGUGUGGAGGCCGUGGUUAGCGCAUGGCUGUGACACAGGCUACUUUGCCUUCCUUCAGUUCCUUCUCAAACUUCUACAGCUCCGUGGACUCCAUGGCGAUGUGGAAGGUGGAGGACUGCCCUAUGAGCCUACCCUCACCACCAGAGAGAGCCAUGUGUGUCAGCCAGAGUGCUAACCACACGGAUGCCUCUCGACCACACCAGAGUGAGGGAUGCUGGGAUGUGGAGUUCUUGCUGUCUGAAUGGGGCAAUUUAUCACCUGAUCAAAGCGACAGUCAGCAGUAUGCCUCCCAGCAUUCCCUGCAGCAGGAGCAGGUUCACGAUGGGGUCAGGCAGAGCGAUCUCCUGCCUCACCAUGAGUGCUUGAUCUCGCCCGUCCCUGAUCUCUAUGGUGACGGCUACACCUCAGGGCAGCAGGGGAAAUGCUUCCAGCACCUCAGUCCCCAAAAUGCGCUCAUGCCCUCUCAACAGGUCACAGUGAGCAGAGAUGCGGCAGCUGUAGGGAAAGUGAGACCCUGGGAGUUUGGGCACUACUACCCCCAUUCAUCCCCCAUGACUCAUUUCCCUGAGGCGAAAUAUGGCCAGACAUCAGCUGUGGGUGCAGAGACUCAGGUCCCGCCACUACAUUACAGCUUCAUUCAGAAUUACGCCCACCCAAGAAACUACCCGCCGCCGGCCAGCUACACCCACUUCCCCCCUGCACACAGCAUGCUUCCUGAAACCACGGCGCCCCCCGCUGGGCAUGAAGGGAAACGCAGUCGCAGAUCAACAGUGAAGAGAAGAGCUGCCGUGCACAGCUGUGAUUACCCCGGCUGCCACAAGACCUACACCAAGAGUUCCCAUCUUAAAGCACACCUACGCACACACACAGGAGAGAAGCCAUACCACUGUAACUGGGAGGGUUGUGGUUGGAAAUUUGCUCGUUCUGAUGAGUUAACGCGUCACUACCGUAAACACACGGGACAAAAACCAUACGAGUGUGGGCUGUGCCAGAGAGCCUUUAGCCGGUCUGACCACCUGGCCCUGCAUAUGAAGAGACACACCUGAUCUCUUCCUCUCUGUUUCUCUGUCUCUCUCUCACACACACACACACACACACACACACACACAC
Messenger RNA from Electrophorus electricus (electric eel), 1342 nucleotides. It is a transcript of the gene klf1, whose product is annotated as Kruppel like factor 1 (erythroid). Lineage: Eukaryota; Metazoa; Chordata; Actinopteri; Gymnotiformes; Gymnotidae. The record is from RefSeq and is a predicted model, not a curated record. Gene Ontology annotation, molecular function: DNA-binding transcription factor activity, RNA polymerase II-specific; RNA polymerase II cis-regulatory region sequence-specific DNA binding. Gene Ontology annotation, biological process: regulation of transcription by RNA polymerase II.